AUGAUCCUAAGAAUAUUCUCACUGGAAGAUUUAAAAAACAUUCUUAGAAUAAAGUGUGCUAUCAGGGAUAAGGCUCCAAAUGGAUGCAUACGAUAUAUCGAUGUGGAUGAACACGGCCUGUCGCGAUUUGACCAACUACCAAUGGCGAUUGGUAUCGAACGCCAUAGACAAGUGCAGCCUGCCGAUUUUCGUGAAACUAGUUUUCGCCGAGAUCUGCAGAUGGCGCAGUUACACCAAGUCGUCAGAUACGACUUUGACGCACACUGUGAUGGAUUCGAUCAUGAUGCUGUUCGAAAUUGUCGAGAAAAAGAAUGCUUCCUAUUGUCAGGUGUUUCGUCCGCCAGGUAUGCUGUCACUUAUCACUUCACACUCUAUUACUUCCGUGACCGUAAGCACGGUCGAAUUUUGGUUUUUCACGCGCUGGCCUACAUUACGGCCGCCAAAAGCGGUCUCAGCGAGUCUGAACUGGAGGACCUGAUCUCGCUCGAUGACAAGGUACUGGACGAUGUGUACCAGUACCAUUUGCCUCCAGUAAGAAGAAUCCCGCCGCUGUUGUGGACGAGAAUCAGAAACGAUCUGCCCAACUAUUUGUCGGAAAGAGAGGCCGAUGGAGUAAGCGUCAUGAAUUGGUACCAUAGGCAGUUUAGAGAUACAGCAAAAGAAAGAUACUUUAAGAACAUGAACAUGGCAAUGUAUUUUCAUUCGAUGAUAGCAGAUUAUUUCUUGGGAAUAUGGGGUGGAGGAAAACCCAAGCCCUUCAAAUACACCGAAAUUCAAAGACAUAGGUUUAACCUGACAGAUAAAGAAGGAAUUGCAGACAGAAAAGUUCCCCUCCAACCUCUUGUUUUCUGUUCCAAAGAUGGAAAAAUUUCCCGAUACAAUUUAAGAAAGUUUGGUGAAUUACCAUAUCACCUAGUGCGAUCGAGAAGGUUCAAGGAUUUGUACGAAAACGUACUGUUUAACUAUGAAUGGCUGCACGCAAAAUUAUCAAGUUGUCCUUUGCAAUCCGUACUGGCCGACUACGAGGAUGCCAGCACCCACAUAGAAAAUAAAGAUUCUAAAAGAGAACUGAUGUUGGUCGCUGACGCUCUAAGAUUGGGGGGUGCAGUAUUGGGCCCCUACCCCAAGAUGCUUGCUCCGCAACUCAUCGGUCGACUUUUGCCAGAGGUGGAGUCCAACCCUAACAUAAAGAUGCUUCUUAACGAUUGCGACAUUAAGGGGCCCAUGCACUGCUCUCUUUUGCCGCUGUACCAUUGUCUUCACACUCCUGGUGGACCGCUUAAGUAUUCUUUGGAGGGUCACCAGUUCGCAGUUUUUUCGAUUUGUCUGACCUCCGAUUACAGAUACAUCGUGUCGAUUUCGAAUAGAUUCAUCACGUGGGACUUGUCGACCAGCGAUUUAACGAGGGACGUAAACCCAAACAUCGAAGGCAUCAUGCAACAUUUGGUUCUUAGCCCGGACAACAAAUGGGCUGCCGCUUAUACCAACAACAACCAGACUGUCCUCUUGAACAUGUUAUCUAGCGAAUUUGUCACUUUGGACAACCCAUUGCCGGAAGCUUGCACCGUAACAGGAAUUUUCUUGCUGAACCACAACCUCUUCGUGUACGGAACCGGAAGUUGGAUCAGAUUCGACAUGAGAGGAAACAAAGAAGACGAAUAUACCUCGUGUUUGAAUAAAAACGAGUGGUCUAUAUUGUUAAUGGAAUUUGACAGUAAAGAAGAAUACAGGAUUAUUUUUUGGAAAAACAGUUUGGAAGAUGAAAAUUUAAAAUUUUUAUAUCACUCUAUUAAUGGUGAUUUUAAAAUAUUGGACUUACACAGUGCUUUGGUACUGAACAAAGAAAAAAACAUCGUAUACGCAUGUACUACAGAGAACUCGUAUGCAGUUACAAAAUACAAGUUAAACGAAGAAUUAAAAAUUUGGGAUAAAAUCGAAGAUUUGCCCAAAAUAGAGAACGAAAGUGAAGCCAUUUUGCAACUGAAACUUAACUCGAAAGGAACUAUUUUAUAUGCAACCACCAGUAACGGUUUUAUAAUAUGGGAUCUAAACGAGGAGGAAAAAAUUGACACAGAGGCGAUUGUUUUAACUCUACCAUAUGGUACCAGAAACAUUACCACCAAAAUGUUGCAGUCCAAUUCUAUAAUGCUUAGUGGUCACAAGAAUUAUGCUAUUGCAGGAGUAAGAAAGAAUCUGUACGUAUGGGGAAUGCAAAACAGAUCGUUGAUGAAAAUUCUGGACGCCCAUUUUGGACGAAUAAUCCAGCUGGAAGCGCUGACCAUUGGAAAUUGGAACAGCAUCGUGACAUCGUCAAUCGACAGAACAGUUAAAGUGUGGAAUAUCAACAAUAUAUUCGAACAAGUACACGUGAUCGAUAGGCACGAGUUGCAAGUCGAUUCAAUUAGUUUGUCUGAUAAUUUGAGCCUGGCAGUGACAGCAACCAGAAACUGCGUAGGCGUGUGGGAUCUACGGAUUGGAAAAUUAGUUGCCAAAUUGGCCGACAGUCCUCUUGGCGCUAUCGUCACGCAUGCUAUUGUCACACCGGAUGGAAAAUACAUAAUUUCCGCGGAAACAGGAAACAUCCUAAUCUGGAUGAGAUUAACUCAACAGGUGAUAUUUAAGGACGAACAACCCGGUAUAAAACAACUGACCUUGAUUGAAGGCGGAACCAAGAUACUUUCCAUAUCGAAACCGAGCAAUCCACCGGGUUCAGAUCUGAUCAGAACGGUGGCCACGGUGUGCGUUAGAGAAAUACCCAGUGGGGAGAUGGUAUACAGCUUUGAAUACCCUGUAAGGAGUAUUACCGGGGUACCAUUUAGAAAUGUCGUAAUAACUUCCGACAAUUUACAUUUGGUCGCCUCAGCUGCCGACAAAACCAACAGGGACUGCCUUAUUGUACACAAUGCGCAAAACGGCGCUCUGGUGCACAAAAUUGCGCUCAAAAUGUGCGGUAUUAAGGAUAUAGCAGGACUUGUUGCAAUGCCACAUAAAGGCAAUCAAGUGGCCGUUAUGGCAACAGACAAAGGCGCCAUAGUCGACAUUAAAAACAAAAAACAUCUUAGGACGGUACCUAAAUGGGGAGGCAGCAUUACCAAAGAUGGAAAACAUGGACUUUUUGCUCCUUCGAGGGGUGGUUUGGAACUAUUGGAGCUAAAAAAGGGAAAUUCAGUUAAAACAUACAUCCCAAGAGUGGCAGAAGGAGUAUUUACAAUAAUAUGUUUGUUUAAUAAAACCGAUGAAUAUGUUUUGUACUAUCACAGUGGCAAAAAGACUCUAAGAGUUUUUAGAACUGAAGACGCGGAAAUGGUAGCUAACUACAGAGUACAAGCUGAACUGACAGCAGUGGAAAGUACCCCAGAUGGUAAGGCUCUGGUUCUUGGUACCAUAGAUGGAUGCGUAUCAGUUUUGGCAAUCGUGGACACUGAUAAAAACGAAAUGAACCAGUAUUUGGCCGAUAUGCCUUCUAGAGACGCUGGUUGGAAGAAAAAGGUGCAAAAAAUGAAGGCACAGACGAGAUUUAAGGCAAUCGGAUCGAUUGCUAGGUUGUCAGCGGCAUUUGCGGCGGAUAGUAAUGGAAAUAACGCGAAUGGGCCUAAAGAAAAGGAGGAGAAGGUUUCUGAAAGCACUGAAGAUUCUCAGCAAAUGAACGAACUCCUUUCUACAGCUUAGUUGUCGUGUGAGACGCGAUAUAAAACGGAAAUAUAUUUAUAAAUAAAUUACCUAUUUUUCAGUUUUCAAAUUUAUACCUACAUAUUUAUUAUGUACCUAUGCAUGUAUAAUAGGUAGUAUGUUUUGUAAGCUAUAUAUGUGUAUGCAGAAUAACUGUUACUCAUGAAAUAGUCUUGUCAAAAUUUAAUACCAUUCGGGCAUCUAACUUUUCCUGUGAUUAUUUCCCUCAAUAUAAUAUGAACCAAUCAAAAGCCUUCAAUUUUCGAAUAAAUUUCGUUUAAAUAAGCGAUUAAAUCACUAGACCUUUUUAACAGCGAUUAAAUUUUAGCCUCCAUAUUGGAUUUUUGUUUACGAUUUUAUGGUGUUAUUUACAAGUUUUAACAAACAUUUUUUAAAAAACAUUAAAAAAUAAGUUAUCUAGUUUACGAAAUAUCAAUUAUUACUUAUUACAUACCUUAAAUUAAUGGAAUUUUCUUUAAAAAAAUAUUUAUAAAUUUUGACACAUACGUCAGAUUUUAUGAAUGGUCAAAUAGUUUCCUUUAAUUCGACAAAUAAUCUAGACGUAUAUCACUCAACCUAUAA
Brassicogethes aeneus is the source of this 4251-nucleotide messenger RNA. Lineage: Eukaryota; Metazoa; Arthropoda; Insecta; Coleoptera; Nitidulidae. The record is from the annotation of a GenBank genome assembly.